Molecule: messenger RNA, 972 nt
Organism: Zingiber officinale
Lineage: Eukaryota; Viridiplantae; Streptophyta; Magnoliopsida; Zingiberales; Zingiberaceae
Product: G-type lectin S-receptor-like serine/threonine-protein kinase At2g19130
Exons: 2
Coding region: 1-972 (323 amino acids)
Source: RefSeq, a predicted model, not a curated record
AUGGUCGGCUGUGAGGAUCGGCUCGGUAGCAUAGAGGGAAGGAGGACGGCGCUAGAGCAAAUUGAACGGCUCUGCUUGGCUGUGCUCGCGCGUCGCCGGCGCUUGGACAAGGAGGAAGAAGGGAGGCGCGUCGGUCGGCGGUGGCUCGUCGAACCAGAGGAGGGGGAAAGGAAAUCGGGAGGCGGCGGCGGAGAUGCUAGGGAACAAAGGAGUCGGGCUCGCGAAACUUCUCUGUCCGGAAACCAGACCAUCACCUCCAGAGGCGGCAGGUUCGUGCUUGGCUUUUUCACGCCACCAGGCAGCGGCGGCAACUAUUACAUCGGCAUCUGGUACGGUGAGAUCUCUGUGCUCACCCCCGCGUGGGUGGCCAACAGAGUCACUCCAAUCACCGACCAAACCACGUCGGAGCUUAAGAUCUCUGACGAUGGCAACCUCGUCCUCCUCAACCAGUUCAAAUCCGUCAUAUGGUCCACCAACGUCACCACCAUCCCAUCCUCCGACUCCACAGUCGUCGCGGUCAUCCUUGACAACGGUAAUCUCCAGCUCAGGGAUGGAUCCAACUCCUCGCUCGUCUUCUGGCAGAGCUUUGAUCACCCCACUGACACUUGGCUUCCUGGUGCCAAGUUGGGGUUCAAUAAGAUCACCAAAAGAUCCCAGCACCUCACUUCCUGGAAGAAUAAAGUUGACCCUUCUCCUGGGAUCUUCACCUUUGAGAUGGAUCCGACUGGACUCUCACAAUACUUGAUUUUAUGGAAUAUGUCUCGCAUAUAUUGGGCUAGUGUACUGUGGGAUGGCCACUUAUCUAGUUUAGUGCCUGUGGGAUUUAUGUACCACAUGCAAGUAGUCAAUGAUACAGAUGAGAUGUAUAUCACAUUCACGGCAGAUGUUGCCAAUCAUUCCAUGUAUAGAGUGGUAUUGGAUAAUGAUACCGGCCAGAUCCAAGUACAGGUGUGGAUAGAGAAUUCGAAGUGA